AUGAAUAUUGUCAAGCAAAAACGCGGUCGUGCAAAGGGUACAAUCACUAGGGUUUCAACAUUUUCGGAAUCAGUCGUCGAUUCCACCCCUAUUGACAUGCUAGAAAUUCAAUUAAAGAAACUUCAGGAAGCUUGGUCUGAAUUCGUUUUGCAGCAAAAUAAUUUAUACGAGUUCUACGACCAGGAAGGUUUCGUCGACCCUGAACCCGAAUACGGGGAAUAUGAAACGAAAUAUUUCGAAGCGUUUUCUAAACUUUCUGGGUCUAUAAGAAAACAUCCAGAUAAGGAUCGUGAUGAAGCAUCAACAAUAAAUGCUUCGGUUUUGCAAAAAUCAAACUCUCGUCAGUCGGUCGUGUUGCCAAAACUUGUAAUUCCAGUUUUUACUGGAGACUAUAAGGAUUGGCCGGUUUUUAAAGAUUUGUUCACGGGAACAAUUGAUUGCAAUGUCUCCCUAACCGGUACGCAAAAAUUUCAAUAUCUGAAAUCAUUUCUGGGUGGUGAAGCGGCUACUCUUUUGAAGCACAUUUCGUGUACCGAAGAAAAUUAUCUCGAAGCUUGGGAUAAGCUUGAAGCGCGUUACGACAAAAAACAUUUAAUCGUACAAUCAUUCAUUAAAAGUUUCAUGGCCUUGCCGUCGUCUAAUAAUUUGAAUUUAGAAACUCUUCGCAAGCUUACAAAUGGAGCUGAUGAAAUAGUUCGUGGUUUGAACGCGUUACAAAUGAACUCUAGAGAUCCUUGGUUGAUCUAUAUUCUUGUUCAAAAAUUAGACAGUGAAACAAAACAAGCGUGGGCAAAAAGGGGAAAAUCUCGGGAUGACAGUACCAUCCAAGAAUUUCUUCUGUUUCUACAAAAUCAGUGCGUUUGUCUCGAAUCGUGUACCUCAUUUUCUGGUCCUAUUAAAACAUUGAACAAAGUUUCUAACAAUAUUCGAACACAUUUCGUUGAAGCAAAACCUACUUGCCCAAAGUGUAAGGAAGAUCAUAUACUUCCAUUUUGUAAGACAUUUCUCGCUCUUGAUACUACCGCACGUCGCGAAUUCGUUAAACAAAACUCGAUUUGUUUCAACUGUCUCAGAGUUGGACACGCAUCUAACAAAUGCAAUUCUAAAUUUCGGUGCAGGUCGUGCAAUGCUAGACAUCACACCCUAGUACAUGAACCUAGAACUACAUCGACUAAUAAAACAACUGAACAACCAUCGACACAAAACCCUUCGAACUCCGCUGUUACUUAUCAUUCUCUCGAAUCUACUCAUAAUACUCAUUCAUCUCUCGAAUCCAACGCUAUUAAAUCUACAAUUCUCCCUACUGCCGUCGUUAAGGUUCAGGAUAAAUUUGGCUCGUUUCAAAACAUUCGAAUUCUACUCGAUUCAGGAUCCCAAAUCUCGUUUAUUACGGAGAAAGCUCUCCAACGUUUGGGUCUUCCUAGAAAACAAUCUCGUAUCCCUAUUGUUGGAGUCGCAUCAACUUCUGCGGGCACAACCAAUGGUCUCAUUUCGUUAAAACUACACUCUCGUUUCAAUUCAAAUCACAUAGACAUAGAUUGUCAUGUAAUAAAAAAACUAACGUCUAUGCUUAGGCCACUUUCGUUGAAUUUAAACACAACACAAUUUCUUUCAUUGGAUCUUGCAGAUCCGAAAUUUUAUGAACCAGGAACGAUUGAUAUGCUCAUCGGAGCAGAUAAUAUUUUCAACAUUAUUCUCGAAACACCAAGGGCAGAACCGGGUGCUCCUAACUCUUUGUUGACAAUUUUUGGAUGGGUAAUUGCUGGAAGCUAUGAUCGCACACCAUCCAGUGAAGCUUUCGUUAUAAAAUCAUUUUGCACACAGCUUGAUUAUGCCAAGUACUUAGAUUUGGAACGCUUUUGGCGUCUAGAAGAGAUUUUUUAUGAACAACCUUUGUCUAUUGAAGAACAAAGAGCUGAGGAUGAUUUUAUUCAAACUCAUAGUCGCCAUACAGAUGGUAGAUACAUGGUUAAUUUACCAUUCAAACCCAAUUGCAAACCUACAUCUGAAAGCUCAUCUCGAAUCGCACUCAACCGACUAUAUUCAAUGGAAAAGAGAUUCGUUCGUGAUCCUGAACUUCAAAAACAAUACUCUUCCUUCUUAAACGAAUACAUUUCAUUGGGUCACAUGGAAGAAAUACCUGUUAAAGAGAUAAACGAUUCAGAUUCUUACUAUCUACCUCACCACGCCGUGUUCAAGGCUGAUAGCAGUACAACAAAAGUGAGAGUUGUUUUUGAUGGCUCCGCAAAGUCAUCACCUGAUUCGAGGUCCUUAAAUGAAUCCCUUUUCGUUGGCCCUGAAGUCCAAUGCGACAUAUUUACAAUAUGUCUUCGUUCUCGUCGUCACGUAUAUACAAUGUCUGGGGACAUUGAAAAGAUGUACAGACAAAUCUGGAUUUCACCAAAACAUACAAAUUAUCAAAGGAUUCUAUGGCGAGAAAAUCCUGAAUCUCCGAUUAAACACUGUAGGCUUUUAACUGUAACCUACGGGACCUCGGCUGCUUCAUUCUUAGCGAAACGCGCGCUUAAACAACUAGCUUUGGAUUCUGCUGAAACACACCCUCGAGCUUCUUCAGUUAUCCUUAAUGACUUUUAUGUCGAUGAUUUGGUAACAGGCGCUGAUACAAUUGAAGAUUUAAUCGCUCUUCAAAAAGAGCUUGUUGAGGUUUUGUCACUUGCCGGUUUUAACCUUCGUAAGUGGACAACUAAUUGCUGGCCACUUCUCAUAUCCUUCCCUGAAGAUCAACGGGAACUAUCUCCUAUCGAUUUUGAAAAUUCUCUGACUGUAAAGGUCCUCGGGCUGCGCUGGUGUCCAUCUGGGGAUUGUUUCUCGUACAAGGUAAAUUUGGACCAGUCAACAUCAUGUACAAAACGUUCUAUCCUAUCCGAAGCUUCGCGCAUCUUUGAUCCCCUUGGCUUUUUAGCUCCGGUCGUGGUAGCUGUAAAGAUAUUCUUUCAGGAUUUGUGGAGAGCGGGUGUAGGAUGGGAUGACCAAAUCCUACAGGAACUUUCGCAUAGCUGGAUCACUAUACGAGAAGAACUUCAUUUAUUGGAAUCAAUCCGUAUUCCGAGACUAAUGUGGACAAAUAAAGUGAACUACGAGUUCCAUGCAUUUUGUGAUGCUUCCUUGGAUGCAUAUGCAGCUGUAAUCUACUGCAGAAGUGAAAAUCUAGAUGGGACUGUCUCAAUUUCAUUAAUCGCUGCUAAAACGAAAGUUGCUCCAAUAAAAGUGCUUUCACUUCCUAGACUUGAGCUUUGUGGAGCUCUUUUAUUAACCCGCUUAGUUCAAAAAAUCAAGAUUUCGUUACAGAUCAAACAUAUGCAAUUAUUUGCUUGGACAGACUCGUCCAUUGUCCUACAUUGGGUAGCCGCACCGCCCAAAAAAUGGUCAGUUUUUGUUGGAAAUAGAACAUCAGAGAUAGUUUCAUCUAUUCCGGUGAAAUCCUGGAAUCAUGUUAGAUCCGCCGACAAUCCUGAUGAUGUUCCAUCAAGAGGAAUUCCGCCAUCUCAACUCGAGUCGACUGAUAUCUGGUGGAAUGGUCCAGUUUGGCUUAAAAUGAACCGCAGUGAAUGGCCUAAAACUCAACAUGAUUUGCAGAACGUAUCAAGUGAUCAGCUGGAGGAAAGGAAUUCUAAUAAAGUCCAGGUAUUCGUAUCCCAAAUAAAUGAAAACAACAUUCUGAGACAAAUAAUUAAUAAAUCGUCAGAUUGGAUAAAAUCGGUACGUGUGGUUGCAUACAUUUUUCGUUAUCUUAAAAAUCGUCGCCUUGCUCUGGAGCUACGUGAUCUACAUGCUCUUUCAACUUUAGAACUAAACAUCGCUAAAACUUGCCUGAUAAAAGCCUCUCAAUAUAUUUUAUUCGCCGCUGAAAUCGAAAGUCUCAACAAAAAUAAAUACUUGCCUUCGCGAUCUAAACUCUCAUCAAUUGCCCCUUUCCUUGAUAGUGAAAAUGUUCUUCGCGCAGCCGAAAUAUUGUCAGAAAGGUAG
This is a messenger RNA of Eupeodes corollae, 3987 nucleotides long. RefSeq lists its product as uncharacterized. The transcript has 2 exons. NCBI's taxonomy places the organism in Eukaryota, Metazoa, Arthropoda, Insecta, Diptera, Syrphidae. The record is from RefSeq and is a predicted model, not a curated record. Bases 1 to 3987 code for a protein of 1328 amino acids.